GUUACGUGUUUAUAACCGUUGCAGUUAAAUAAUGCAGCUCAUAUUGUUUUGUGAAUUAAGAGGAUAGUUAUUUGUAAAAUUAACGCACUGAUUAAAGCGUAGUAACUAGUAAUAGCGUUUCUGUUAUGGGCGACGAAUAUCAUAAGCUGACGGCGGAACUUGACGCUAGGGAAGUACUGCAAUACCUUAAUCACCUAGGAAUUCAAAACAUAAGCGGAGAAGUUUUGAAACACUUUAUCACAGAUUUAAAAAAACUAAUCAAAUAUGAUCUUCAGCAGAAAUAUGCAAAUUUUUCUGAUCAUGAAAACAUUCCGACACAAGGUCCAGAAAGGCUACACAGUGCUAGUACAUUUUCAUCCAGGAUUAGAUCUCGAACAGCAGACAGCGCAGACUUGAAAUGUAAUAGAGACUGCCAGGUUAGAAGGAAGGCAUUGCACGUACGUAAUAUACAGUCUGCUCCAAACAUUCGGCAAACAAUGCCAGAGGAGAAACCAUUAAGAAGGGCUUGCUCUUGUGUCAGAGUUGAGAAGAAGGAAUCUACUACUAGCCAAAUGAAAACCAAUGCUACCACCUCAAACAAUAAUAUAAUUAGAGUAGCAAAACAACCAGCUAAGAAGAAAUGUGAUCCUGUCUCCCUAUAUCAUUAUUACACGUCACUUUGGGAGAAAUACAAGCCCAAUGUUCCCGGUGAAAAUAACUGGUCCGACUUGAGGUGGAGUGUAAGACAGAAAAUGGCUGGUAGUGCCAUCCAAACACAGAAUAAAAUAAGCAAGAUCCCGGAAAAUCCUAAAGCAUUGGAUAAAUGACAAAUAUCUUUGACACUAAUUUAUCUGAGGAUAACAGUUUAGAGUUAUGGAUAAAUGAAAUUGGGAAUGACAUCCAGUUAUUUUCUUAACAAUUGAGUUCAGGUUAAGUAUUUAAUAAAUAUGUAUGUAAAUAGCUAACUAAGGAGUUAGUGAUUGAUGAUACAUUCAUUGAGAAAAUUUAAGUAUAUUGUUAUGAUAAAAGUGCCUUAUUUUAAUAUAAAAAUGUGACUAAAUGUAUAAAAAUUCUGCUUACAUUUAAAAUGCGCAUAGACGGGUUUCUGUCAAUAUUCUCAUUAACUGGCAGGUAAAGCUAAAGGCAUGUAAAGGUAAACAAUAUCAGAUAAUAAAAAUAAUGUAUUUUAAGAGAGGCUAGUAAAAUUGUAUGAAUUAAAUAAAAAAUACCAUAUA
Molecule: messenger RNA, 1214 nt
Organism: Leguminivora glycinivorella
Lineage: Eukaryota; Metazoa; Arthropoda; Insecta; Lepidoptera; Tortricidae
Gene: Hyls1
Exons: 5
Coding region: 126-806 (226 amino acids)
Biological process (GO): cilium assembly
Cellular component (GO): non-motile cilium; centriole
Source: RefSeq, a predicted model, not a curated record